UGAUGAAGGGCUAACGCUCGAAACGUCGGUUUUGAAACUCUUUACGGUGGCCAAUUUACAUUAUCAACUCAGUCCAUAAAACCAAAAUUACCUCGUUACUCUCACCGACGCAGCACUACAGUUUCUUUAGAAACUUACCCCCGCCCCCCUUAAAUUCUAAUACUUGAGGUAAACGUGACUCGAACGAUGUUGCAACGUGACGGUCUUCUCUUCAGGUGUCAGUGAUAGCAAAUUCAGGAUGGAAUGAAAGUUUCGAGAACGAAUAGUUCUGCUGUUAUUUGAUUAAAACAAAAACUACCAAGCGGUCAGUUUGUUGACGUUGCGAUUCAAAAACGUGUUAGCUUCACUCGUGAAUAUAAGGAAGCUGACACCUUCGAUGUUAAAUCCUGGUUCAUCUGUCACUUUUAUCUGCUUGUUUAUUUUGACAAAGGAAAUAGUACGUGUGCGUGCGUGAUGUUUCAAACUACACAACUUCCUGUUUUGCUGUUACUAAUUAAAAAUGUUCCAGAGAAAGCUUUUAUUCGAGAAGGAAGUGGGAAUAUCUCGAUGAACGCGAUGUGCAGCAACAAAAUAUUCGGAUGUAUAGAAGGACCGAAAAAAGGAUGACACAAAGCGAUGAAAAUAAUUUAAGCAAAGGAUUCGAUGAGAGGGCGAACGUUGAAGAAGACUUUGAUGAUUUUAGGUAUUUGUUUCGAACGUUAGCCCUUUUUGAGAGCGAAUGAUUCGCUCUCACAAAGGGCUAACGCUCGAAACGUCGGCUUUGAAACUCUUUACGGUGGCCAAUUUACAUUAUCAACUCAGUCUAUAAAACCAAAAUUACCUCGUUACUCUCACCGACGCAGCACUACAGUUUCUUUAGAAACUUACCCCGCCCCCUUAAAUUCUAAUACUCGAGGUAAACGUGACUCAAACGAUUGUGCGACGUGACGUUCUUCCCUUCAGGUGUCAGUGAUAAUAAAUUCAGGAUGGAAUGAAAGUUUCGAGAACGAAUAGUUCUGCUAUUAUUUUGAAAAAAAAAAGAAAACUACCAAGCGGUGAGUUUGUUUACGUUACGCGAUUCAGAAACGUGUUGGCUUCACUCGUGAAUAUAAGGAAGUUGACACCUUCGAUGUUAAAUUCUGGUUUAUCUGACACUUUUAUCUGCUUGUUUGUUUUGACAAAGGAAAUAGUACGUGUGCGUACGUGAUGUUUCAAACUACACAACAACCUGUUUUGCUAUUACUAGUUAAAAAUGUUCUAGAGAAAGCUUUUAUUCGAGAAGGCAGUGGGAAUAUCUCGAUGAACGCGAUGUGCAGCAACAAAAUAUUCGGAGUUAGAGAAGAACCGAAAAAAGGAUGACACAAAGCGAAGAAAAUAAUUUAAGCAAAGGAUUCGAUGAGAGGGCGAACGUUGAGGAAGACUUCGAUGAUUUUAGGUAUUUGUACGGUAAAAUUCUGGUAGUCAGAGGAUUCAGAGCUCGAUAGGGAACUGAUCGAAUAGUAAUUUUAAUUUCGCUCGGAAACAAUUCUCGUCUUUUCGGUCAAGGUUUACGUAAUGAUGAAGUAUGAUGGUUAUAACAACACCAAGACAGCACCACAGUUUCUUUAGAUACUUAUCCCAUCUAAGGUUUUGCCUCUCAUUUUGGGUCGUACAGCGAACUCGAGGUACUUCUGCGACUAAAACUUUGAGGUAAAGCAUCAAAUAGUACAUUGAUUGAUAAAUUGCUGUCAACCGCUGAUCAGACCCAAAGGGUGGCUGGCUCAUGGCUAUGCCAUAAAUAAGAUUUACACGUGUCGUAAAAACUAUGUAGCAAGCUGUGUGCAUUAUAUGCUAUUUGUCUUUCCAUUUCUUUCUGUGGCAAGUUCAUGGUAUUCCUUGGAUUUAUUCUUUUCUUUGUAAUCCUUUGUCAUCUGUAAUACAGUGGUAUUGUUUAAUGCCAGAAAAAGAAAUUUAAAAAAUAGCAAAAAACACGAUGAGAGAGCCGUUGGCUAGAUCAUGUCUUGCCAUGUUUGAUGCACCCUGCACAAUCAGACCUGCUGAAAAUCUUCAGGUCGAGGGGAAGAGCGUUCAGGAAAUGUUUCAAAUAUUUUGGGACUGGUAGACAACUCUCUUCCAGUAAACUUCAAACACCCAUAUCAAAAUUCACUUCUCGAUGUGUGUUUUUUCUAGACCCUGCUAUCCACGCCGGUUUCUUCCAUGUCAUCUGUGGUCCUCACUCUGCAAAUGGUACUUGCGUUUUUUGGAACGCUUCUUUGGCUGGUAUGGUACAGGGAUCGCCAAACAUCCGCUGAUAACAAUCCAGUUGUGUCUCAUACUUGUCAGCGUCUGUUCUGUGGGCUUUGUUUGGUUCAAUUCAGAAAACAGAACCGUAAAACUGUUCAUCCCUCAAAACAGCAAGGCAAUAGACGACUUGGAGACUGCCGAGAGAUACUUCCGAGUCGACUUUCGAGAGGAAAUCAUCCUACUGGUGGCCUCUCCCAGUAAUCCUAAUCCUCUUUCCCCGAUGUGUUUGAAACAGGCCUUCAGAGCUCACGAUGCAGUCAUGGAGCUGAAAUCGUUUUCAGACCUCUGUGUCACGUUGUCGGGAAACAAAUCCAGGUCAACAAACGGAUGUGCGAUGAUUAAUCCACUAGAAUUUUUGCAGUUCAAUGAAAGCAACUUGAACGGAAAGGACUUACAUGAUGUCCAACGGGAACUGAGCAAAUCCUACAACGACACAAGUUUACUCAUGCGUAAUGGACGCCCAUUCUGGUUGAAUUUCAACCGAAUGUUUGGCAAGGCCACUCGAAAACAUGGAAGCAUAACCGACGCCAAAGCUUUGCAAAUGAUUUAUCUCCUUCGUGAUCCGAGGGACGAUGAUGAGAGUGACAAGAUUCUCAAAUGGGAGAAGGCUUUCAUUGACAAACUAGGCUCGCUAGUGGACAAACUUUCGUGCUUCGAUGUCCAUUAUUCAAGUGAAAGGAGCCUGGAUGAUGCUAUAAGUGCAAGUACCGGGUCUGAUGUUAAACUGGUGUCAAUCACAUUCACCUGCAUGAUCUCUUUUGCUUGCUUCAUGCUGGGCAAGUACCUUAAUCCGUUGACUGGUCAUGCUUUACUUGCUAAUGGAGGGGUCUUCGCAGUUGCCCUUGGGAUUUUGUCUGGGCUCGGCCUUGGUAUGUGGCUCCGUGUACCUUUUGUUAGUUUGGUGGGGGUGCUACCUUUCUUGGUUCUUGGAAUCGGCAUCGAUGACAUGUUCAUCAUGGUCGACGAACUUGAUCGGCAGCCACGUGACCUGUCGACAACCGGAAAGAUCAAAGCGGUUAUGAAGCAUUCUGGUGCAACAGUUACUAUGACAACUAUGACUGAUUUGGUUGCGUUUGCGGUCAGCACGUCUACCUCAUUUCCCGCCAUUAGGUAAGAUACUUCAAUUGAUAGCCAGUGCUUCUCCAUCUUGGGAAGAUGAAGACAAUAACAUCAUGUUUUAAGCAAUGGCGUAAUUGUUUAAAGGAUCCGGAUUUAUCAAGUGACCUCUAUUGAUUUCUUUUAAAAACUCAACUGCAAACUAUUGAAGUGAGAUGUCGAGCUGUGACAGGAGCCAAUGAAUUGAUUUUCUGAUAAAAAUGGUCACAGUUUCUUGGGAUAUCUUUUUUUCCCUUGUAUGACUGAGCUGUAAGCAGAAAUGGUGGCGUGAAAUGUCACUUAAUUGGCUUCCAAGUUCUAAAAUUUCGUCAAAUGUUGUAGAGUAUUUCAGUGAAAUCGUCUAUAUUAAAACUUAGUUACUUUCUUUUCUCAGGUAUUUCUGUGUUUAUGCUGCCUUGACAGUGACGUUUCUCCUUCCUGAUGGUUGUCACAUUCUUUGUGGCCCUUAUGACAUACGACGUUAG
Molecule: messenger RNA, 3842 nt
Organism: Pocillopora meandrina
Lineage: Eukaryota; Metazoa; Cnidaria; Anthozoa; Scleractinia; Pocilloporidae
Source: the annotation of a GenBank genome assembly